Miscanthus lutarioriparius is the source of this 774-nucleotide messenger RNA. The record is from the annotation of a GenBank genome assembly. Lineage: Eukaryota; Viridiplantae; Streptophyta; Magnoliopsida; Poales; Poaceae.
AUGCCAGGCCGCGGCAAACCAAGAGGACCUAAUGCGCCGAGGUGCAGCGGGCCGCCGAAGGUCCUCCCCGUCGAUGUGCCGGCCAUUUCCAUGGGCGAGCUGAACAACAUCACGGGGAACUUCGGGCCGAAUGCCCUGAUCGGGGAAGGCUCCUACGGCAAAAUCUACCGCGCCGUGCUGACCUCCGGGGAGCCCGUCGCCAUCAAGAAGCUCGAUCCCAGCGUGUCCAGCGACUCCGUGGCAGACUUCUCUGCUCAGCUGUCGAUGGUCUCGAGGCUGAAGAACGAGUACUUCCUGCAGCUGAUGGGCUACUACCUGGACAACAGCCACAGGAUCCUUGUCUACCAGUUCGCCUCACACGGCUCGCUGCACGACACGCUGCACGGUAGUACACUUUUAUCAGGGUUAUUCGCAAAUGCUAUGGCAUGUGAUCUGUACGCGAUGACUGGAGUGUUGACGCACAAGAGCGAUGUGUAUAGCUUUGGAGUGAUACUGCUGGAGCUGCUAACCGGCAGGAAGCCCGUGGACCACACCAUGCCCAAGGGACAGCAGAGUCUGGUGACUUGGGCCACGCCGAGGUUGAGCGAGGACAAGGUCAGCCAAUGCGUGGACCCGAAGCUAGGGGACGACUAUCCUCCAAAAGCCGUAGCAAAGAUGGCGGCCGUGGCGGCGUUGUGUGUGCAAUACGAGUCCCAUUUUCCGGCCGAACAUGACCGCGUGGUGAAGGCGCUGCAGCCUCUUGUGAAGGCCGCCGCAGCCACAGCUGGGGCUUAG